UAACAAACUUAAAUGUUCCCCCAAAAUAAAAAGAAGAAGAAAUUGAGAAAUAAUAGAAAACAGAGUGCGAGUGAGGGAAUGAGUAGGAAGAUAACAAAGUUUGGUUGAUCUAUUCGGUUCCUUCAUCCUCUGGGGUUUUCUUCCAAUCCAACCAGCCGCCAUCAAACGAAGCGGUGCUCUUUUACAACAACCACCAUCCUUGCUUAUUUUCGUGUCGGUACGAUGUAUUUUUUGUUUCUUCUCUCUAAUACCCCCAUUUCCACUUAAUUACUUACUUUCCUUAUUUGGACCCCUUAAACCCUCCAACAUUUCCUUCUAUUCCUUACCAAAUUACUCAUCCAACAAGCUGCUAAGAUGUGGAAACAACUUGCUACAUAGUUCUGUCUUCAUUUCAAUGGAUCCUGCUAAUAAAGAAGAAAAGACUACCCAUGUAAUUGGGGAUCAACCAACCAGUGAUGUUGUGGUGAGGCUUCGCACACAGGAAGGUCGAGACGAUUGGCUGUACUGCCACUCUGAGAUUCUUACCAAAAAUUGCAAGUAUUUCGCCGACCGGCUAUCUGAGAACUGGCCAACAUGUCAGAUCCUUGGUUCUCGUCACUGUGUCGAUGUCUAUUGCCAAGAAUUGGAUUUUGAUUACCAUGUGAAUCUCAUACGCCUUCUAUACGUUAACAUUGAUGAUUCAGGUGACGAUAUGUGGCAUGGUGUUAGAAAUGCGCUCGGCAUUCUUCAGGUGGCAGUUGAGCUUGAAUGCCCACAAAUUGUUACUGCAUGUGUGAACUACUUAGAAGCAGUCGCAUGGGAGGAGGCCGAGGAGGAGGAGAUAUUGAGACUUGUACCUCGAAUGGGGUUACAAGCAGAGCCUAUUCUAGCUAGACUUCAGCCGGUCAGCCAGUCAGCUUUGACAAACAUCUUUGUCUCGGCUAUUCGAUUUGCCACAUCAUCUCCUCCACCCGAAAUGAAUGAUCUCAAGUCUUCAGCGCAAGAGCAGCUCGAGUAUAUGAUAACUGAAGAUGAUGAUGCUCCUUUAUUGACAGCUGAUGACAACAUAAGACACGAGGUCAUAGACUGUUUAAACAGAUUGUUCUCUAGGUUUAACAACUCAGUAAUAGCUCCAUUCUGUGAUUCUGCAGAAUCGCUCUCCGAGGCAGGGAAUAUUCAGUUGUUUCUGUCAUAUUUGACUGAUUUGUCAUGGGUCUCACAGAUACUUAGUAAGUUGGAGAUAAUGAGAGAACUUGUUGAGUAUUGGUUUGAUGUAUCAGAAAAGAUUGUUAAGGUGCUUGAGCAAGGAAGUUCUGCGAAGGAAGUAACCGAGAUGAAGCUCCGGGCAAUUGAGGUGACAUCAAAGGUUCUAGAGGCAAUCGGGUAUGGUAGUGUCAUACUGCCAACUGCAAAACGGCUUCAGAUUUUGAAAGUGUGGCUUCCAUUUGUGAGGGUUACAAAACCGAUGAUCGAUUCUGCCAUAAUGAAUGGUGAAGAUGGCAUGGUGAUUAAGAUGGAUGGAGAGCUAUGGCAAUCCCUAGAGUCUUCUUUUGUUUCCAUUAUUCUUGCGUUACCAUCUGCAGAUCAGGCAGAGGUUUUAACUGAAUGGUUGGAAAAUGAGUGUAUUCGGUAUCCGGACCUAACUGAGGCAUUUGAAGUAUGGUGCUACAGGUCUAAGGUAGCUAAGAGAAGAUUGUCAUUGCUAGGGGAUGAUCAUGCCAUGACCAACUCCAUUUGAAAAUUUCACAGAUUCAGUUUCUUUCUAAUGAACUAUUUAGAACUGCUUAUCCAAAGAUUCCUAUCAAGGCAUUUAGAAGAGAAUAUGAACCCUUUUUUUUCGGCUUGUGAAUGGAAAUUUUGGUAGGAGCCAUCCAAAUCUGAUCAUCUCCAUUCACUACAACAGUUCAAUGUAAAUUGCAUUGUAGAUUUUGUAAAACGUUGUUAGUUUUAACUAUAAAAUGUAGAAAAUGUAUUUUGAGA
Messenger RNA from Arachis stenosperma, 1959 nucleotides. RefSeq names its product BTB/POZ domain-containing protein At3g05675. The coding region runs from base 395 to 1717 and encodes 440 amino acids. The transcript has 3 exons. The record is from RefSeq and is a predicted model, not a curated record. Lineage: Eukaryota; Viridiplantae; Streptophyta; Magnoliopsida; Fabales; Fabaceae.